Messenger RNA from Acytostelium subglobosum LB1, 396 nucleotides. RefSeq lists its product as hypothetical. Bases 1 to 396 code for a protein of 131 amino acids. Lineage: Eukaryota; Evosea; Eumycetozoa; Acytosteliales; Acytosteliaceae. The transcript has a single exon. The record is from RefSeq and is a predicted model, not a curated record.
AUGAGAAGUUUAUCCGUACUAUUCUGCUUGGUUCUGCUGAUCGGAUCUGUGAUGUCACAGGAUCUGUUGGUCCACGUCGAUGACCCAACUGAAGCCGACGAGGCAGCAGCCAACAUCAUCAACUAUUUCAUCCAAGCACCAAAUGCUAAUGUAGCUGCCGUCUUUAAUGGCGUCGGUCCAAUCAUCUUCUCCACACCAGGCAACUCUUUGCUCAAGGAGUACGAGGAGAUCUACCGUCAGUACCCCAACCAAUUCCAGGUGCUUCUUUGCAACAACUCGAUCCACGGCCUCAACAUCCCCGCCUCAGCCUUCCCAUCCUUCACCACCAUUGUUCCAGCUGCCGUCGCAUCGAUUGCUGAGCUCCAACAGAAGGGAUACGGCUACAUCAAGCCAUAA